AUGCAUCCCACUCACUUCUUCGGUGCCGUCUAUGCUAGCUCAGACCUGCAAUGGAAGUACCUUGUGGAGCAUGAUCCUAAGUAUGAAGGACGGAAGAAACUCAAAGUAGAAGGCAAGCAGCUGGUGUCUUUGCCUCGGCAGAUCUUCGCCUUGGAAGCCCUGCAGGUUUUAGAGAUAAGCCCGGAAAGAAAGAGCUGUCUCCAGUACAGGAUGGAGCUGAUCCCCCAACAAAUCAGCCAGCUGAAGAAUCUGACCCUCCUCUACAUGGACUCCAACAACUUGAAGGAGAUCCCUGCUGAAAUCGGCACCUUGAGCCGCUUAGAGAGACUCACCCUAAGCAACAACAGCCUGUGCUCACUGCCACAGGAAAUUGGGCACCUCCAGAAGCUGCACAGCCUGCACCUGGCCAACAACAGCUUCUCAGAACUGCCGCCCCAGUUGUGCCAGCUGAGAAACCUGGCUUUUCUGGACCUCAGUGACAACCAGAUCAGCUCCAUCCCCCCUGGCAUUCAGCACCUGGAGAGUCUGGAGACGCUGCUGCUGCUGUUCAAUUCUCUGGAGCAUCUACCAGGAAGUAUAUGCGUCUUAAGAAACUUGUGCACUCUUUGGCUAGGCAAUAACAAGCUCAGAUCCCUUCCUGCCAACUUUGGGGAGCUGGUAAACUUGGACUGGGGUUAUAAUUACUGUUCAUGUAACUUUGAGGGAAACCCACUGGAGUGUCCCCCCCCAGAAGUGUGCAGCAGAGGCCCACGGCAGAUCAGGGAGUACUUUUCUUCGCUCUGUAGAGAAUAG
Messenger RNA from Alligator sinensis (Chinese alligator), 792 nucleotides. Its product is annotated as malignant fibrous histiocytoma-amplified sequence 1 homolog. The transcript has a single exon. The coding region runs from base 1 to 792 and encodes 263 amino acids. The record is from RefSeq and is a predicted model, not a curated record. Gene Ontology annotation, molecular function: protein binding. Lineage: Eukaryota; Metazoa; Chordata; Crocodylia; Alligatoridae.